GCUUCCCAUUUCGACCGUCCGAAAGCAGCCGCCUGCCUCUCCAGCCUCCCCGGAAGCUGCCAAGAUGCCCCCAGGAACCCUGCUUCAGGCUGCCCUGGUGGUCUCUCUUUGGUUGGGGCUAGCGGAGGGCACCAACCCCGGCUUUGUGGGCAGGAUCACGGGCAAAGGCUUGGAUUAUGCUCGCCAGGAGGGCGUGGCGGCCUUGCAGAGGGAGUUGGCCAGGAUCAAACUGCCCGAUUUCUCUGGGUCCUUCAAAGUCAAGCACUUCGGUCAUAUCCAUUACCAUUUCUACAGUUUGAGCAUCAAGUCCUUCCAGCUGCCGAGCUCGACGAUCGCGCCCGUCCCGAACGUGGGCCUUAAAGUCUCCGUCACCGAUGCCUUCACCGAGGUCUUGGGGAAGUGGAAGGUGAAGAAGAAGCGGGUGCUAAGUGACCACGGCUCAUUUGACCUGAAGGUCGAGGGAAUCUCCAUCUCCGUGGGUUUGAGGCUGGGCAACGAUUCUGCCGGGAAGCCCACUGCUUCCACCUCUGAGUGCAGUGCCCACAUCGCCAAUCUCCGAGUGCACAUUUAUGGCAAGCGGAGCUGGUUGUACCAUCUCUUUACCAGCAAAAUUGAGUCCGCCUUCAGGAAGUCCAUGGAGGACCAGGUCUGCAAAGAGGUCUCCAGCUCUGUCAGCUCCGAACUAGAGCCCUAUCUGCAGACUCUGCCAGUCACGGCAAAGAUCGACCGGGUGUCCGGGAUCGACUACUCCCUCGUUGGUCCCCCUGUUGCCACAAGCGAUUGCCUGGAUCUGGAUCUGAAGGGUGAAUUCUUCUCCCUCGACCAUCGCUCUGCUGCUCCCUUCUCACCACCAGCCUUGUCUUUCCCCGUGGAUCAUGACCGCAUGCUUUACUUUGGCGUCUCCAGUUACCUCUUCAACACAGCCGGCUACGUCUACUACCAAGCGGGCGCUCUGACCUACGACAUCACGGAUGACAUGAUUCCCCGGGAGUCUAAACUGCGGCUGAACACUUCCUCUUUUGGAUCCUUGGUCCCACAGAUUGAAAAACUGUACCCCAACAUGCUCAUGAAACUCAAGGUCUCGCCUUCCUCUCCACCGUCUCUGGCCAUUGCUCCAGAAGGCCUCUCUCUUGCACCGACGGUGGACGUCCAAGCCUUCGCCAUCCUCCCCAACUCCUCCCUGGCUCCCCUGUUCGUGCUCGAUGUGGCAACCGCCAUUUCGGCCACGGCUGCUAUGGAGUCCAAUAAGAUUGUCGGGUCCCUGAAGGUUGGCAGUCUGCAGCUGUCCUUGAAGCACUCGGACGUGGGUCCCUUCUCGGUGCAAUUGAUGCAGGCUAUCACGAACUACUUUGCUGCCAAUGUCCUGGUCCCUCAAAUUAAUGAGCGACUGGCCCAGGGCUUCCCUCUCCCGCUCCCAGCUCACCUGCAGCUGUCCAACCCUGUCCUCCAACCCCGCCAGGAUUUUUUGUACUUUGGAACCGAUGUUCAUUACGGCUAGAGAAGACACCGAAGACAGUGAACGGAGCUGCAAAGACCAAAGGAAGCCCGUCCGUCUGUCCAUCCCGCUGCUGCUUGCUUUGGGGGCUUAAAUUGGAGGAUUCGUCUCCUGGACUCCUUGUUCUUAGCUGAUGGCAUCCUAUCAGAGCCAGAUUAACAAUUAGGCCUAGUAGGCACCGGUUUAUGGGCCCCCACGCCUUCAGGGGCCCCAGGCCAGCUUUCCCCUGGUUUCCCCCCUGCUUGCAGCCCUCCCAGCCUGCACACGCAGCCAGCAACUGGGCCGCUCUUUGCCCGACUUGCCUGGUGCAGCUGCUGCUGGCAUCAUUGCCAAGUUUGCCUCUCUCUGCCUCUCCCCCACAGCUUUGUCCAAGGGGCUUUUGAGAAGGUGGCUGCAGGCUGCAGCUGGGGCCGUGGGUGGUGGGGUGGGUGCUCAGACUUUGAGAUAAUUUGCAAGGGUACCCCAAGAUUUUGGCCGAUUGGGGGUCUCCACAGGGUUCCGGCACUGCAUUCUAUGCCUGCCCCUUUCCCCUGCCAAGCUCCCCCCACUCCGGUUUGGAGAGUUUUCCCUUGGGUGCCAAGACGUGUUUGCAAGCUGGACAGAAGAGACAAGCCAAUCCCCCUCCAAACAGAUUGUAUUUCUGGCUCUGGGAAUUGUGCGGCUGGGCGUGGGCUCUCUCAGCCGCUUCAUCUCAGUUGUUCACCGUUUUCAAGAUGUGCUGUUUGAAUUCCCAACACAAUGGCCUGGGAAUGGAAGCUGAGGGGCCCCUGUAGAGGAGAGCCGGUUUGUCGUGGAGAGCCGGUUUGGUGUAGUUGUUAAGUGUGCGGACUCUUAUCUGGGAGAACGGAGUUUGAUUCCCCCACUCCUCCACUUGCAGCUGCUGGAGUGGCCUUGGGUCAGCCAGAGCUUUUGUAAGAGUUGUCCUUGAAAGGGCAGCUGCUGGGAGAGCUCUCUCAGCCCCACCCAUCUCACAGGGUGUCUGUUGUGGGGGAAGGAAGGUAAAAGGAGAUUGUGAGCCGCUCUGAGACUCUGAGAUUCAGAAUGGAGGGUGGGAUAUAAACCUAAUAUCAUCCUCUUCCUCCUCUUCUUUUUCUUUUCUUCCUCCUCCUCUUCUUCUCCUCCUCCUCCUCCUCUGAUGUCGCCAAUCCUCCUGGAGCUUACAGUAGGCCCUCUACGAAGAACCCUGUAAGCUCCAGGAGACUUGGCUGAAUCAGGGGGUAUGGCCUAAUAUGCAAAGGAGUUCCUAACCCUGAAGAAUGCCAAAUCUGCGUGAAGACAGAAGAGGACAUGCACCUUCCCAGGAUAAGAUGAUAAUGCAGCUUAUAAAGAGUUAAAUUAAAAGGAAGACUAUGAAA
Molecule: messenger RNA, 2850 nt
Organism: Heteronotia binoei (common prickly gecko)
Lineage: Eukaryota; Metazoa; Chordata; Lepidosauria; Squamata; Gekkonidae
Product: bactericidal permeability-increasing protein-like
Exons: 15
Coding region: 65-1498 (477 amino acids)
Biological process (GO): defense response to Gram-negative bacterium; innate immune response; lipopolysaccharide-mediated signaling pathway
Molecular function (GO): lipopolysaccharide binding
Source: RefSeq, a predicted model, not a curated record